Messenger RNA from Homarus americanus (American lobster), 2396 nucleotides. RefSeq names its product arrestin homolog. The transcript is spliced from 6 exons. The coding region runs from base 122 to 1252 and encodes 376 amino acids. The record is from RefSeq and is a predicted model, not a curated record. Gene Ontology annotation, biological process: signal transduction; G protein-coupled receptor internalization. Gene Ontology annotation, cellular component: cytoplasm. NCBI's taxonomy places the organism in Eukaryota, Metazoa, Arthropoda, Malacostraca, Decapoda, Nephropidae. Gene Ontology annotation, molecular function: G protein-coupled receptor binding.
CCCACCUCUCGUUACCAGUCGCUCUUCCUCCUCUUCUCACUUCAGGUUAACUCCUCCUCCAGUAGUAAAGACACGGCCGAGGUCUUCUUCGUCAGUAGCAGCUCCAAGACACACAGCCAAGAUGGUGGUACAGUUCAAGGUGUUCAAGAAGGCGUCGCCCAAUGGCAAGCUGACCAUCUACCUGGGCAGGAGGGACUUUGUUGAUCAUGUGUCAGCUGUCGACCCCGUUGAUGGCGUGCUGGUGCUGGACGCGGACUACCUGCAGGGGCGUAAAGUGUUCGGCCAGCUGGUGUGCAGCUUCAGGUAUGGCCGAGAGGAGGAUGAAAUGAUGGGUCUCAACUUCCAGAAGGACCUGUUCUUGGCCUCCGAGCAGAUCUACCCACCCAAGAACACCGAGCCCACCAAACUGCAGGAGCGUCUCAUGAAGAAACUCGGCGCCAAUUCCUUUCCUUUCACGUUCAAGAUGCCCGAGAACGCCCCGCCCUCUGUUACCAUCCAGCCCGGACAGGAUGACGAGGGGCGCCCCUGUGGUGUGGAGUAUUACAUUAAAGUCUUCGUCGGCGAGAACGAGGAGGACCGCAGCCAUAAGAGAUCUUCGGUCCAACUCAACGUUCGUCGCAUCCAGUUCGCGCCCAGUAAGUCUGGCCGCCAACCGUGUACCAUCGUCAGGAAGGACUUCUUGAUGAGCCCAGGAGAGCUAGAGCUGGAGGUGACGCUAGACAAGCAGCUUUACUACCAUAACGAGAAGAUCGCCAUCAACCUGACGGUGAAGAACCACAGCAACAAGACAGUGAAGAAAAUCAAGGCCGCUGUCCAGCAGUCUGUUGACAUCUGCCUCUUCUCCGGCGGCCAAUACCGCAGCACCGUGGCCAGCGUCGAGACACACGAGGGCUGCCCCGUGUCGCCUGGCUCCGCCCUGCAGAAGGUUCUUUACCUCUCGCCGACCCUGAGCAGCAACCUGGACCGUCGCGGCGUCGCCCUGGACGGCCACCUCAAGAACAUCCACACCAACCUUGCCUCCUCCACACUGCUGGCCAAUCCAGAGUCGCGGGACAUGUUCGGGAUGGUGAUCUCCUACACGGUGAAGGUGAAGCUCUACCUGGGAGCCAUGGGUGGCGAGGUCACGGCUGAGUUGCCUUUCGUCCUCAUGCACCCCAAGCCUGAUCUCCGUCGGAUGAUGAGGGCUGACAGUCAGGCACAGGUGGAGGCCUUCCGCUCUGACAGUAUUGGUCAGUCCGUCGACAUGGACUAAACCUCUUCUACGACAUCUCCGGGCGGCGACAGGUGGCCUCUUCUGCACCACAAGGCAGCUGAGAGGACCCAAGACCCUCAUCGUGGCGAUCAUCAGAGUUUGCUGUCCUUAGUGUGUAUUUAACACCUCCGCGGUCACCAUGAGUCUCCAUCACGGCAAAAAUAUAGUGUUCUGGCUCCCGUAUUGGUCGGUGAUCGAGUCUUUCCUUUGGUCAGUGAACGACAUACCAAACAAAUAUCGCUGAUACAGAACGAGCCUCUCACUGAAAAACAUGAACACAGAAAAACUCGAGUUUUUCCCCAAGUCCUCCUGCCCACCGCCUUAUUGUAGUCUUCCUCUUGUCUUGUGACCUUGUAAACAAAUCGCGAAUAUUAUUGGAAAUACCCUAAAGUGCACCAGAACCUUCAGAUAUUAACAGAACCUCACACUUACAGUAUAGUAUAUAACUAAUACACAAGUAUGUAGUUUGUAGUGAACUCACUAUAUUCUAUUUAUUUAUUGCAAACCUAAACAGGUCGUGUAAUUCAACAAUCAUGAUGCAGUAAGUCCUCGUCGUGGGUCGUUGUGUGAUGUCAUCAGUGAAAAUCGGGAAAUAAACCCCAAGAGAAACAAAGGCGACAUCUUAUCAUAUUCGCAAGUGUUAAUGUUCUUCUCUGUGAUAUUUAACUAGAUAGAUUUAUGCAGCCAUCAGGACUAUUGUGGUGUGUGAGGGAGAGCGGAAACGGACUCCACCUCCUUCUGGAGUAAAGGACCAUUGUUAUAAAACAACCCCGGCUUAAGAGACCAUUGAUAUAUAAUACACUCUCAGGUGUUGAAAGUUUAUUGUUUUGAAAGUAAAGCAAAAAUUACUGAAAAUUAUUAGAAAAAUUAUCGUACCUUCACGCUCGCCAUUAGGAACCACGUCAUGGAACAAUUCGUCAAGUGUUUUUUUUUCAGGUACGUCAAGGAAUCUACGUCAGUUUUGACUGUGAAUUUCUGUCUAGUGAUGAAAAUAUCAAAUCCUUCUUUCUUAUCAUCAAUUCAGUAUACAUUUUUUUUUAUUGACAUAUAUUGUGUUUAUUGGAGCUUUUAUUUAAGUUAUUGGGCCAUUAUAAUCCCUGAAUUCUCGACAAAAUUUAUUGGUUAAUAAAUAAUCAAUUGGCAA